Haliotis rubra (blacklip abalone) is the source of this 1155-nucleotide messenger RNA. RefSeq names its product probable S-adenosylmethionine-dependent methyltransferase At5g38780. The transcript has a single exon. Gene Ontology annotation, biological process: methylation. The coding region runs from base 1 to 1155 and encodes 384 amino acids. Gene Ontology annotation, molecular function: S-adenosylmethionine-dependent methyltransferase activity. The record is from RefSeq and is a predicted model, not a curated record. NCBI's taxonomy places the organism in Eukaryota, Metazoa, Mollusca, Gastropoda, Lepetellida, Haliotidae.
AUGUCCACAAGCAAUAUAUGUGACAAUGGAGCCCAUUUGCCAUAUGGAGAGGCAGGUCUGGGGACGUUUGGUGCAGACAUGGGAUUAAGCACUGAUAGAUAUUCAGUACUUCUUCAAAAUAGUGACUUCUUGGAGCUGGUUAAGAAUGUUCCCUUCCCAGAGAAGACCUCUGUGUACAACAUCGGGGACUUUGGAACUUGCGAUGGUGCAGCGGCCAUGACGCUUCUCCGGAAACUAAUUGCGAGUCUCAAAGAGCAGCAUGGCUCUGACGUGCAGUUCCAGAUCAUCCAUGAAGACCAAGAGGUCAACGACUUCAACUCCCUAUUCAGACGCCUCUCUGGUCUUAUCCCUGAGCCACCAUCCUACCUCCAGGAUUUCGAGAACGUCUUUGCUUUGGCUUCAGGAACUAAUUUUUAUAAGCAGUGUGUCCCAUCAGACUCAAUGCACAUAAUACUCUGUCUGACAGCUGCACAUUGGCUUUCCGGAAAACCUCCUGUGAAUAAAAAUAACAUUUUUCCUUUUCCAAAUACAGAUACCGAUGCCAGGUUUAUGCUCGAGUUAAAAGCGUCUGAAGAUUGGGAGAAAUUCCUUAUCUUAAGAAGUCGUGAGCUGAAGAAAGGAGGAUUGCUGGUUGUAUCUACAACAAGCAAUUAUACCACUACAUCCGGAGAAGUAAAGAUUACCAGUGGACUGUUCUUGUCCAUUUUGAAUACUUUGUGGACGAAAUUUCGCGACAUGGGCAAGAUUUCCCAAAGUGAAUUCGUGAAUACAAAUAUGGCACUGUGCGACAAGAGUUUAAAUCUACUGAAAGCUCCAUUUGAAGAUCCCAACUCAAGAGUGCGUAAAUGCAAUUUACGUCUGUUAUCAGCUCGACUGGUAGAUUAUCCAUGUGAAAUCUACACUGAUUGGAAACAAAGGAAGGACAGGGAUGGCGUUGAUGACAGGGUCAAAUUUGCCAGAAGAUUUGUGUCAGCCCAUCGAUGUUGGAGCAAUAGCACCUUUCUGACAGGACUUUCAGGAACUAGAAGUCAAGAUGAGAAAGAAGUAAUUGUGAAUGAUUUAUACGUUCAGGUAGAGGACGUGAUCCAAAACAUGAACCCAGAACGUUUCGUGGACCAGGAUAUGUUCUCCUUUGUCUAUAUCACCAAGGAAUAA